Molecule: messenger RNA, 2099 nt
Organism: Galeopterus variegatus (Sunda flying lemur)
Lineage: Eukaryota; Metazoa; Chordata; Mammalia; Dermoptera; Cynocephalidae
Gene: RNFT1
Product: ring finger protein, transmembrane 1
Exons: 9
Coding region: 159-1352 (397 amino acids)
Biological process (GO): positive regulation of ERAD pathway
Cellular component (GO): endoplasmic reticulum
Molecular function (GO): ubiquitin protein ligase activity
Source: RefSeq, a predicted model, not a curated record
GCGGGUCUUGACGAUGAUGUCUCUGGCUGAAGGGUUCGAGGCAGCUUUUGCCGCUGUUUCCGCUGUCUCUGCCGAGGCCUCCGUCCGCUCCUGGUCAUGAGAGGAGACAGAGCCCUAAGGCAAAGAAAUCUGGAUCAGAGAAAAAGUAUUCAAGGGCCAUGCAAGCCAACUGUAGCCAACUGCGCAGUCCUCCAGGAACUACAGGCAGUGAUGAUGCCUCAACCUCCCAGUGUGUUCAUUCAAGAUUGAUAGAAGGUUCUUGUCUUCAUUCUGGAGAUGUUCAUAUCCAGAUAAACAACAUACCUAAAGAGUGUGCUGAAAAUCCAAGCUCCAGAAAUAUACGGUCAGGUGUCCACAGCUGUACCCAUGGAUGCAUACACAGUCGCUUACGGAGUGACUCUCACAGUGAAGCAAGGCAGCCUGAUGAUACUGCCACGGAGUCUGGAGAACAUGGUGGUAGCUCCUUCUCAGAAUUCCGCUAUCUCUUCAAGUGGUUGCAAAAAAGUCUUCCAUAUAUUUUGAUUCUGGGUGUCAAACUUGUUAUGCAGCAUAUAACAGGAAUUUCUCUUGGAAUUGGGCUGCUAACAACUUUUAUGUAUGCAAACAAAAGCAUUGUAAAUCAGGUUUUUCUAAGAGAAAGGUCCUCAAAGAUUCAGUGUGCGUGGUUACUGGUAUUCUUAACAGGAUCUUCUGUUCUUUUAUAUUACACCUUUCAUUCUCAGUCACUUUAUUACAGCUUGGUUUUUUUAAACCCUACAUUGGACCAUUUGAGCUUCUGGGAAGUACUUUGGAUUGUUGGAAUUACAGAUUUCAUUCUGAAAUUCCUCUUCAUGGGCUUAAAAUGCCUUAUUCUAUUGGUGCCUUCUUUCAUCAUGCCUUUUAAAUCCAAGGGUUACUGGUACAUGCUUUUAGAAGAAUUGUGUCAGUAUUACCGAACUUUUGUUCCCAUACCGGUUUGGUUUCGUUAUCUUAUAAGCUAUGGAGAAUUUGGUAAUGUAAUUAGAUGGAGUCUUGGGAUAUUGCUGGCUUUACUCUACCUCAUACUAAAACUUUUGGACUUUUUUGGACAUCUGAGAACUUUCAGACGGGUUUUGCGAAUAUUUUUUACACGACCAAGUUAUGGAGUGGCUGCCAGCAAGAGACAGUGUUCAGAUGUGGAUGAUAUUUGUUCAGUAUGUCAAGCUGAAUUUCAGAAGCCAAUUCUUCUCAUCUGUCAGCAUAUAUUUUGUGAAGAGUGCAUCACCUUAUGGUUUAACAGAGAGAAAACAUGUCCGCUAUGCAGAACUGUGAUUUCAGACCAUAUAAACAAAUGGAAAGAUGGAGCCACUUCAUCACACCUUCAAAUAUAUUAAGUUGUAUGAACUAUUAAGGCCACAAAGCACUAGUUUCAUUUGGUUACCAUGGCUAUUGAUAAAGGCAUUACAGUGGAUUUUUAGGGCUUGAAGAAAAAAUGUUUCCAAAUGGUUUUAGAAUAUAAGAAGACUUAAGUGUGGAGUCCAGUUUAAUCAAGAUUAAGUGAAAGAACCUUGUGUUUUAAAAUAUAUAUAUUGUUCAACCUAAUGCAUAUGCAAUAUUUUUCUGUCUUAUUUGACAGGUAAUUGCAGUGUUAAAUUGCAAAUGUGUUUUAUUGUUUGUUACCAAAGCAGCAAUUGGAACUAGAACUAGUGGAUUUAAAGGAACUCAGGUAUUCUUUUCCUGACAUUGUUUUCAGAAUAAAGAAUAUUUUUCAUAAUAUUUUAAGAUACAUAUUAUCUGAAAGUAGAAUUUCCUUUAGCAUUGACUUUUAUAAUUCCCAUUCUAAAAAUUCUUAAAAUUUUCAUAAAAUUUGUAUUCUUAAAUGAAAGUUCAGAAUUCUGUAUUUUACCUGUAACUAUCAGUUUUCUAAGUGAAGAUUCAUUUACUGAGGAUGAUAUAUUUUAAUACUGUAUUAGUCUCUGUAGUAUAAUUAGUAAUCAGUGAGAAUAAAUGAUUUAAAUUCAAUGUUUGUGGACCUCAUACAUGCUUCCUGCCAUCAGCUUUAAUGUUCAUGAUCUUGCUUUUUGUACAGUGCCAUGGAAUAUCCUGCAGUAAAUAUUAAAAUAAUCCACAUGGAUUAUAAA